This is a messenger RNA of Tigriopus californicus, 3115 nucleotides long. RefSeq names its product zinc finger protein 142-like. Gene Ontology annotation, molecular function: zinc ion binding; nucleic acid binding. The coding region runs from base 101 to 3025 and encodes 974 amino acids. Gene Ontology annotation, cellular component: nucleus. The record is from RefSeq and is a predicted model, not a curated record. Gene Ontology annotation, biological process: regulation of gene expression. Lineage: Eukaryota; Metazoa; Arthropoda; Copepoda; Harpacticoida; Harpacticidae. The transcript is spliced from 2 exons.
GCAAAGUUUCAAAACAUUAUAUGCCAGCCGAAACAUCUCAAAGAAGGGCUUUUAGCGUAUCAACUCGAAACUUUGUUAGCAACUAUUGAAGGCUAUAACAAUGAUGGAUGACGACGUGGUCGUCCCGGAUGACAAUGAUAUCCACCAAUGCAACUUAUGCCAAGCCUCGUUGCAUGGUUUGGAGAGUUACAUCCGUCAUCGAAGAGACCGACUUUGCCCCAAAUUAACCACGACAGAAUCAAGCACGAACCAUCCCAAAGAGAGUCUAGAAAUCCUUGAAACCCCUGAAGGGCCCGAAUCCCCCCUAGUUCCAGAGCCCCUUUGUCCUGCUGAAGAUUUCUUUCAAUCCCUGGAACUACAACAGAAACCAAAUACAAGUGUACCCAGGUCGAAUGUGGAAAAUGAGGCAGUCGAGUCCAAUGUUCCCCUGAUCGCCGGUUUCAUGCCUUCUAUCAAGGAGGCUCAAAAUCGGGAACCCGAGUUUUGGAGCGACUCCAUGGACUUUCCGGAAUCACCCCCUGACCACCGAAAUGCCAAGGCCAAGCCUCACAGCCUUUUGUCAUACAUCAAACCCCCAGGUUCGAGCAAAUCCAAGGUCAAAGAUGUCCUUAUGGCGCCGGUCUAUCCUUCCCUCAGUUUGUCCCCGUCACAAAAUCAGAACGAUUUUAUGCGCCGCAUGAAUCUCAUGAAUGUGACCACAGUGGGUGUGGAGCACGAGGUGGAUGAAGUGGCCAAUCACGCCACACCCCUUGGUGUUCGAUUUCGUUUAUGGCAACCGGAAACCGAGAACGGACCACCUUUUGGAGACGGUCCCGUCGACGAGGAUGCUCUUUGGCGAGAUGUCUUGCCAGAUGAUGUGAUUGGCAUCGAUCAUAGUUGCAAUGAUCCGACCUUAAUGGAAGAAGUGGCAGAACUGAACGAAUCUGAAAAUGGCGAACACUUGUUUUGUCAACCCUGCGAAAAAGCCCUCUCAUCUCGGGAUGUCUUGGAACGCCACUUGAAGAGCGAUUCACAUCUCCUCAAAUCCAAUACCAUUACCACUUCGCCGAGAAAAAGAUUGAUCAAUCUCAAGUACAAGGGUACGGAUGGCCCGGAUCACCCUUUGGCCGAUGGGAUCUGUGAUUCAAAGGCGUGCCUCUCGGUUCAAACGAAUGAUGAAUCCACUGGAGUGAUCCAAUGUCAAGGAUGUUCCGCACAAGUGAAUGCGAACCAGUUUGGCAAGCACCUCAUCUCGCAUUUCCAUCAUCAUCGCUCCAAACUCCGUCGGAAUGAUCCGGUGAAUCGUGCCUUGAUCUUCGAUCACAUUCAUGAUGUAACCAAGUUGGCUCCAUUUCAAUGUGAACCGUGUCGAUUUUUUUGCAAUUGGGAUCACGAAUUUCUGGCCCAUUGGACAUCGGAUUGGCAUCAGCUCAGCCAAUCAUCGGAUACGUUCCAGUAUUGGUGUUCAUUCUGCGAUGUGUUCUCGAAAUCAAGCCAAGGAAUGGGGGAGCAUCUCAAGGGCGAGAAACACCACGACAUUGUGGUGGCCAUUAGUCGUUGUGUUCCAAUCAAGAUCAGGCGAGUGGAACUGAUGUCCUGUUCCAUUUGCUCCGAGGAAUUUCGCCUCAAAUUCGCCCUCAAAAGACACAUGGUCUUGAAGCACAAGCAAAGACAAUUCCAAUUCAACGAUCAUGAACUGUUUGAAUGUGAGCACUGUCCAUUUGCCAAUCAAUCAUUUCGAUCCGUUCAGAGCCAUAGAUUCCUGGCACAUCCGGAUAAACGAUCCAAAUAUCAUUGCCGCAUUUGUCGGAUCCAAUUCCAUUCCAAGAGCGUGUGUGAAAAGCAUCGGAAAUCCUUGGAACAUCGAUUAAAGGCGAGGGAACGCUCCCAAGGACAUGUCAACUCAGUGAUGUGUGACUUUUGUCAAUUAGUCCUGGACGAUCUCAUAGCUCUAAAGACUCACAUUAAAGAUUCUCAUUUGGACAAAAUGAGCCAGUGCGGUCUUUGCGGGCAUAAAUUUGCACUUGCUCAAGAACUGGGCGCCCAUGUCAAAGCUCAAUGCCAAACGAAAGGCGAGAUCACUUCUGGCAGCCUUUUGUGCGGCCAAGACGGGUGUCAAUUCAGUUGCGAUUCCUUGAAUAUGGUUCUUUUUCAUCAAUCCUUGCUUCAUGGGAACCAACGAGAUGAACAAGGGCGAUAUCGUUGCUCUUUGUGUGAUAAAUAUUUCACCCGAUCUAAGCUCUGGGAACAUGUGCGGGUUCACGGGGAAUCGCACCGUUGCGCGGAUUGCUAUCGAAUUUUCAAGACCAAAUGCAACCUCGUCCGUCAUCAAGACCGAAGCGGCCAUGGAAAGGCUUCCAAGAAGGGAUCUCAAAAGCUUCUGAUUUGCUUACAAUGUCCUUAUUCGACUCCAAGUCCAAAAUUGCUGCAACUUCAUGAAAAACGCUCACAUUUCCAAGCUAAGGCGUGCCCAGAAUGUGGCUUAAGUUUACAUACAUUUUCUGGGUACUCUCACCAUUUGAAAUCUCACGAAUCGUCGUCACUGAUCUAUAAAUGUGAGCAGUGCUCGUACGUAGGUCAGUGUGCGUCUGAUUUGAAAAAGCAUGCUGUGAUUCACUUGGAGCGGCUCGAUUUUGCGUGCGAUUUGUGCGAAUAUAGAUGCAAGCGGUCGUCCGAAUUGAAACGUCAUAUCUUGCGGAAGCAUAGUCGAAAUGGUGCGGAUUCCUUCCAAUGCAAUUUAUGCGACUACAAAUCCGGUUCGCAACAACACUUGCGACGCCAUGUUCGAGCCAUUCACGAAGGAUCGAUCCAGUUUCAAUGCCGACUCUGUGAUCAUCUGUGCUCUACGGAAGAGAAUCUCCGCAAGCAUAUCCUCAAGACCAAUAAGCAUCCCAAUGCCUCGGUCUACAAGUGUAGAAUUUGCUCAUUUGCUACCAAUGCCAAGAUCGAUUACAAGAGUCACUUAACGAGCGAUCAUUCAGAUGCAUAUCCUGAUGCAUUCUCAAUCAAUCGCCAUGUCAAAUUAUAUUUUCAACCUAGAAGCUAAAAGAGGUGUCUUUUGACAAGCCAGUUAUCAAUAUUCAGCUUUAUGUUGGUGUUCUUGUUUUUAUCACAAGAUUAAAGAUUAUUAGCAGGA